CUCAUAAAGUUUCAAGCGCUACUGUUGCUGUAAGACAAUUUGGGCCUAUCUGUGCCUCAGUGUAUUCCACUGAAGCACAGCUUUCCAGUUGUCAGGAAACAGCAUCAUACAUUUCGAGAACCGUGAGAAACAUGAGCUCUUAGAUUAUAGAAAACAACUCGAUCGCCUCUGCAGCACGUUCCGACUGGAGCCUGGACUGCGACACCUCUGGCUUCUUGGCGCGGCUAUCCGUGGCGAUAAUCAGUUACUGACACAACGCUACAAUGCUGACACGGCUUGCCGCACUGGGGCGCCCAGCUGUGCUGGAUGCGGCAGCAGCGGCGGUUGUCGUGGCGGUCGAGCCAUCGGCGUCGGCGAGUGCGGCAUGGCGGGACGGCGGGAGAGACGCCAGCACGAGCUACGGGGUCCACUCGCUGCCGCUGGCUUGGGGAGCGCAGCGCCGAGCUCUGGGCGCCCUCGCCUCCGGAUGCGCAUCCACCGCUCCCACUCCCAUGGUGGCCAGCGCCGCGUCUGCAGCAGCUCAGGCCCGCACCGGCCUCCCCUUCAGCACUGCAGCGUCCACCCCAGCCCCGGUCAACGCACCCCCACCCCCGGUCAACGCGCCCCACCUCUCCAACACCCCUGCGGAGCUGGAGGAAGCUGAGCUGGCGGGGCUGGACAUGGAGUCGCUCAUGCGCGCCAUCGUGCACCCGCUGCCGCUGGGCCGCGUGCGCAACGGCGCGCUGCUAGCCCAGGCCCUGGGCACGGGCGCGCCGGUGGUGCAGCUGGAGAACGGGCCCGGGGGUCGCGACGCGGCGCUGUUUUUUGACCCAGCAGCCACGUUGUCGUCAACCAUGCGCGCUCUGCAUGUGAUCCGGCAGGUUCUGGAGAAGGACGGGCACGUGGUGGUGGUCAACUCCAACCCGCGCAUGCGGCCGCUGCUGCGCGAGGCGGCGCACCUGUGCCUCAACUCCAACGUCUGGUUCUGGGCCGACGACUGGCUGCCCGGCUGCCUGGCGGAGACGGACGCGCGGGGCGGGCACUGCCCGCUGCUGUCGGACAAGGCGCAGCCCAACCGCCAGAUUAUGGCGGAGAAGGGGCUGGUGUUCCGCAACCCGCUCGUGCCGGACCGCGGCAACCCCGCCGCCGUGCUGGGCGGCCCGGCGCCGCGCCUGAGCGCCGCCGACAUGCAGCGGCUGCUGGCGGGCGCGCGCAGCCCCAUGGGCCUCACCCACAGCGUGUACAAGCGCGAGCAGACCGCCUCGCACCGCGGCUGCCGCAAGGCGUUGGCGGCGCUGACGGCCGCACGCACCGCAGAGGCGCGCCUUCUGCUGCCCGGCUCCCAGACCGGCGCCGGGCGCGGCCGCUUCCGGCAACCCGCGCUGGUGGUCGUACUCGACCUGUCAUACGGCGGUGAGGCGGUACGGGAGGCGGCGGCACGCAACGUGCCAACCGUCGCGCUGCUGAACGGCCACUCCGACGCGUCGGCCGUGACCUUCCCGGUCUACGCGUCCGAGUCCCAUCUGGGCUACCACCACUUCUUCCUGGAGUGGCUGCUGCGGGUGGUCAACAUUGAUCCCAAGGUGCUGCACACCCUGCGCAAUGCCGCCCGGGCAGCGCCGUCGGCUGGCGCUACUGGCGCUACUGGCGCUACUGGCGCUACUGGCGCUACUGGCGCUACUGGCGCUACUGGCGCUACUGGCGCUACUGGCGCUACUGGCGCUACUGGCGCUACUGGCGCUACUGGCGCUACUGGCGCUACUGGCGCGCGGGCGGCCCACGCGGGUGCGGGGGCGGGCGCUGCGGCUGCGCCUGCAGCGGGGUCUGGCAAGGCGGCUGGCAAGGCGGGUCAGCAGGGCGGCCGCGGCAAGCGCUGAGCAGGAACGCAUGGGAUGUGAUGUAGGUUGAUGCUGUUGGCUCACGUGACUUAUACCUAGGUGUGAAUGUGUGAUGUAGCCAUGUAGGUGUGUGAGCACGGUGCUGCGAACUGUGGAGCUGGCACACCCUCAGUCCCAGGCGGUUGCCACCAAAUAGCUUGCUGUGGGGCGCCCGCGGUGACGGCAAUUUGCGCGCCAAUGUCAGCAUUGCUGCUGGUUCAGGUCAUGAUGUAGUGCGCACUACCGGAUCCGCGGCGCACCCUGAGUAUGUAAGAGCACGUGCGU
Chlamydomonas reinhardtii is the source of this 2141-nucleotide messenger RNA. RefSeq lists its product as uncharacterized. The coding region runs from base 264 to 1856 and encodes 530 amino acids. Gene Ontology annotation, biological process: translation. Gene Ontology annotation, molecular function: structural constituent of ribosome. The transcript is spliced from 6 exons. The record is from RefSeq and is a predicted model, not a curated record. Gene Ontology annotation, cellular component: ribosome; mitochondrial small ribosomal subunit. NCBI's taxonomy places the organism in Eukaryota, Viridiplantae, Chlorophyta, Chlorophyceae, Chlamydomonadales, Chlamydomonadaceae.